Panicum virgatum (switchgrass) is the source of this 1479-nucleotide messenger RNA. RefSeq lists its product as uncharacterized. Gene Ontology annotation, molecular function: zinc ion binding; nucleic acid binding. The record is from RefSeq and is a predicted model, not a curated record. NCBI's taxonomy places the organism in Eukaryota, Viridiplantae, Streptophyta, Magnoliopsida, Poales, Poaceae. Bases 1 to 1479 code for a protein of 492 amino acids. The transcript has 2 exons.
AUGAGUCCGGAAGAAUUUGACAAGAUAGAAGAUGCACCAACCACCAAAGAUGCUUGUGACACUCUCCAAGUCAAUCAUCAAGGUUCAAGGAAGGUUCAUGAGUCAAGAAUCAAGACAUUGGAAGAUGAACUAAGCCUUUUCUCUAUGAAAAAGGAUGAGAGUGUCAAGGAAAUGUACAAUCGGAUGAAGAAGAUCACAAAUCAAAUCAAGUCACUUGGUGGUGACAAAUGGGGUGAUCGUGAGAUUAUGGACAAGCUCUUGACCGUGUACAUGGCUAGAGAUAAGAGUCAAGAUAAAUCAAGAUUUGGCCGAGUUUCAAGAACAAGCGGCAAAGAACAAAAUAUAGCACUACAAGCAAGCUCCAAGGGCAAAGAGAAAGCAAAUCAAUCAUCCAAAAAUGAAGAAUCUAGUAAUGAUGAGGGUGAUGAGCUUGAUGAUGAGCAAAUGGCUUUGUUUAUCAAGAAUUUUAGAAGAGUCUUUAGAAAGGGAAACUUUCGGAAUUAUGGCAAGAACAAGAGCAAAUAUGAACCAAGAAGAAGAUCUAACAAGCCUUAUUUUGGGUGCAAGAAACUUGGACAUUUCAUUGCGGAUUGUCCGGAAGAGAAGAAAAAGAACAAAGAUGACAAAGAAGGCUCUUCCAAGAGAGAAAGACCAAGAUACAAGAAACAAGCCAGUGAAGCUCACUUUGGUCAAGAAUGGGAAUCACAAGAAGAAAGUGAUUCCGAGAAUGAAGAUGUUGCAACCAUGGCAUUCAAAGCCUCUCCUCAUCAUUCCACUACAUUAUUUGAAGAUCUCACCAAUGAUGAGGAUCAAGAUCAAGUCAUGUGUCUCAUGGCGAAGAAUGUGAAGGUAAAUUCUCCAAACUCAUCAAAUGAUGAACUAGAUGAGGAAGAUGAAGUUGCUAGUCUAAUUAGCCAAUAUAGUAAAAAAGAUGCAACUAAAAUAAUGAAACUAAUGAUGAAAAUGGAUGAGUUAGAAGAAACUCUUGAAUCUCAAGAGGAAUUGCUUAGGAUUGAGAGAGAAACCUCUAAAACUCUUGACAAGGAUCUUUCCUAUGAAAGGAAGGAGAACAAGAGGAUUAAGGACUCUCUCAAAACCAAUGAUAACAUAUUUCUUGAGGUAAGAGAGUUGCUCACUAGUGAAAAAGAGAAAGUGAAUGACUUAACCAAGAAAUACUCCUUGGUAGAGGACACAAAUGCUAACUUGAAAAGUGAAAUUGUGAAACUUCCAGAAAGCUUUACAAGCUUGCAAGCCAUUCAUAAGGCACUUGAGGUUGAGCACAACACUACUCUUAACAACUACUCAAAAGCUAGAGAUAAAUCUAGUUCAUCCAUUCCAUCAACAAAUAAUGGUUGUGCACAUUGUUAUAAUGUUGAUAUUCAAACUUGUGCUAUUAACUAUGUUGAGAUGAAUGCCAUGAAGAAAGAAAUUACUAGGCUCACUCAAUUGUUGCAAGAAGAAAUAUCUCCAAAUGAGUAA